CCUCCGAGUGUAUGGGUACUGCACUAAAAGAAUAGGCAUACAACCCAGGGAAACUGUGGAUGGGACUACAAAUCCCACGAAGCCCCGCAUGAGGGUCACGUCAGCGAUUCCGCGCCAAAAUUGACUGACCACCAGACAAGAAUAUCAACAACACACGGGUUGAUUCCAGACUUACAGAAACAGACUGUGGAAGGUCACCAUGGAUCUCGGUGAGUUUGAAGCAGACAACUCGGUGAGCUGUCGCCUGGCUUCAGCAAUACCUGACGUCUGCAAGACAGAAGACUGCUGUUUGGGUAUCGAUGAAGCCGGCCGGGGGCCUGUACUGGGACCCAUGGUCUACGGAAUAUGUUUCUGUCCCGUUGCCAAAAAGGAAGCUCUGAAGGACUUAAAAGUGGCAGACUCGAAGACAUUGACUGAGGCCCAGAGAGAGGAUCUAUUCCGUAAGCUGGACGAAGCGAAGAGCUUUGUAGGCUGGGCUCUUCAGAUUCUCUCACCCAACACUAUCUCUACCAGCAUGCUGCAGAGGUCAAAAUACAACCUGAAUGCUCUCUCUCAUGACGCAGCCAUUGGCCUGGUACAGUUCGCCCUGGACAGUGGAGUGCAGCUCAAAGAGGUGUUUGUGGACACGGUGGGUCCUGCAGAGAAGUACCAGGAGAAGCUGUCCCAGCGGUUCCCCGGGGUGGAAGUGACCGUACGACCCAAAGCUGACUCCCUCUUCCCCAUAGUCAGUGCUGCCAGUAUCUGUGCCAAGGUGGCCAGGGACCAUUCAGUAAAAGACUGGAGCUUUCCAGAAGACCUAGGAGAGGUGGAUGCAGACUACGGCUCUGGCUAUCCCAACGACCCGAAGACGAAGGCGUGGCUGUUGAAGGAGCUUGACCCGGUGUUUGGCUACCCUCAGUUUGUCAGGUUCAGCUGGAGCACCACACAGACCCUGCUGGACAGCAAGGCUGUCACCGUACACUGGGAUGAUGAUGAGGAGGAUGGUGAGAAGGCCGCAGCCCGUCAGAACAACACCUCCAUGCUCUCCUACUUCAAGACAGGCUCCAAGACCUCCGCCCAGCAGGGCAACACACACCAGACACACCGCUUCUUCACAGAGAGGAGACUGCAGAGCCUGGCCACACUCUGAGACAAGGAGAGGAAUACACACACCCACUGAGACAAGGAGAGGAAUACACACACCCACUGAGACAAGGAGAGGAAUACACACACCCACCGAGACAAGGAGAGGAAUACACACACCCACCGAGACAAGGAGAGGAAUACACACACCCACCCACUGAGACAAGGAGAGGAAUACACACACCCACUGAGACAAGGAGAACACACACCCACUGAGACAAGGAGAGGAAUACACACACCCACUGAGACAAGGAGAGGAAUACACACACCCACUGAGACAAGGAGAGGAAUACACACACCCACUGAGACAAGGAGAGGAAUACACACACCCACUGAGACAAGGAGAGGAAUACACACACCCACUGAGACAAGGAGAGGAAUACACACACACCCACUGAGACAAGGAGAGGAAUACACA
Molecule: messenger RNA, 1540 nt
Organism: Oncorhynchus keta (chum salmon)
Lineage: Eukaryota; Metazoa; Chordata; Actinopteri; Salmoniformes; Salmonidae
Gene: rnaseh2a
Product: ribonuclease H2, subunit A
Exons: 9
Coding region: 200-1129 (309 amino acids)
Biological process (GO): mismatch repair; DNA replication, removal of RNA primer
Cellular component (GO): ribonuclease H2 complex
Molecular function (GO): RNA binding; RNA-DNA hybrid ribonuclease activity
Source: RefSeq, a predicted model, not a curated record